AUGCGCCUCUCCGGUAUUACAGCGCUGACCGUUCUGAGUGUCUUGGCUGCUCCGGCUGCGUCCCAACCCGCGAACGCUGCAGGUCUGGUCGUCCGGCAAAACAAUGGUAGCGAUGGUGAGUACCCCGGAGUGGCACUGGCUGACCUCACAGGGAGCGAUACUUCGACCUCCGCCGACGCAACGCCCUCGACCUCGCCCACCGCGGCUGAUCCCUCAACCUCUGAUGAGCCUACCGCUGAGCCUUCGUCGGAUCCCGAUACAUCAACGGUGACGUCUUCCGCAUCCGAAACGCCAUCUGCAAACCCAUCGCCAUCGCCAUCGCCAUCGCCAUCGCCUGAGCCAUCGCCAUCGCCUGAGCCAACUACUUCGAACCCGCCUUCCCCGGCACCUUCCGACCCCGCGGAGCCAUCCCCAACUUCGGCUUCACCGUCACCCACCGUCACCGACGAUCCCACUCCAUCUCCGUCCGACACCCUGGAGCCAUCUUCAACUUCGAACCCAUCGCCCACAACCUCAAACCCACCACCGACUACCUCGAACUCCCCAACUACUGAUGCCCCGCCCUCUGCGACUGAUAGCCCCAGUGCGUCUCCCUCCCCCUCUCCUGCGGAGCCGGAGCCCAGCUCUGCUGGUCCCCCCGAGCCAAGUCCCGAACCGAGCGAGCCCAGCCCAGCUGAGCCGAGCACGAGCGCGCAGCCGACGACUCCGUCGGACACGCCAUCGCAAGCGCCGACGCCUCCGGACGACACGACGACGGUCGACUCCCCCACGCCCUCGAACACGAAUACGGGCAAUCCCACGACACCACCGACUCCGUUCCCUGGUCCAUCGACUACGCCCGCCACCCCGGUCCCUGGAACGAGCACGCCGGACACCAGUCCCGAUGACGGCGACAAUGUGACCCGGACCACUGUCCCGGGGCCGCUCACAACGAGCGUCCCGCAGGCAGCGACAACUACAACACCCUCCCCGUUCGACACGACCGGCACUUCCCAGAAUCAGAACACGGACACGGACCCUGACACGGGCACGAACACUGCAGUGCCGACCCAGAACCCGAACACCAACACUGGAACCCCGCAGACACCCUUCCCAACCACAACGCCGCAGACCCCGGGCCCUGGUACGACCACACCGCAAACUCCUGGUCCCGGUACAACCACGCCGCAGACUCCCGGACCUGGUACCAGCGACGGCGGCGGAGACAACACGCGGACCACCAUCCCCGGCCCCGGCACCACUGACGGGGGUGGUGGAACUACGCCUGCCACUCCCAUUCCUGGUGGGAGCACGCCGAACACCCCUCCCCCCGGCACAACUCAGGGCGGAGGUGGUACGCGCACGACAAUCCCCGGCCCAAUCUCCACUGACGGCCCCCCAGGCCAGACCACGGCAGGCGGAGGCGGACCGAACACUGGUGGUGGGCAGAACACGGGCGGUGGGCAGAACACUGGCGGCGGAGGUGGUACCGGGCAGACGACUGGUGGCGGCGGCGGUGUGAUCAUUGGCGGAGGCGGCGGCGGCGGCGACUCGGGCGGCCAGCAGACCCAGGGAGGAGGCGGUGGUGGCGGCGCAAAUCCGACUCCCGGCCAGACACAGGGAGGCGGCGGCGGUGGUGGUGUUCAGCAGACCCAAGGCGGAGGAGGGGGAGGCGCCAACCCGACGCCGGGCGGCGGGCAGACCCAAGGUGGAACUGGCGGGCAGACCCAGGGCGGAGGAGGUGGCGGCCAAGUGCAGGGAGGGACGGGGCAGACCCAAGGAGGCACUGGUCAAACGCAGGGCGGUACAGGUGGUCAGACGCAGGGUGGUACAGGUGGUCAGACGCAGGGCGGUACCGGUGGCCAGCAGCAGGGCGGCGGUGGCGGCGGAGUCAUCGUCGGCGGCACUGGAGACAACGCCGGCAACACUGGCAACACUGGAAACACUGGAAACACCGGUGGCACGGGCACAAACUCCGGCAACACCCCUGCCCAGCAAGGUCAGCAGGGCGGCCAGCAGCAAGCCGGAGGCGCAGGCAAGGUCGAUCCGAACCUGCCGACUGCAACUGCGCCGGCCGUUGCGACCGGCACCCUGCCCGCGAUCACGAUCACGAAGGUCGUCACCGCGCCCAGCCUCAUCACGCAGGGCGGCUCAGUCGUCACCACCCGUGUCCCCCGCACUGUCGUAGUCGUUGUGGCCGCACCUGACGCAACUGCAGUGCAGAGGGUAGGCAACAUUGUCACCGUCACCAUCACAGCCACUGGUCCCGGCGCAACGGACGCGGACCUCGGCACUGUUCCGAUCACGAUGACGGGGACGCAGACUGCCCAGGGCGGCAACCUCGUCGUUAAGACUUUCACGAGCUCGGUUCGCAUGACCCAGGAGGCGACCGAGACGGCUCAGGACCCCGGAGGCAAGCUCCAGCCUGCCUCGGCGCCGAGGAGGGCUCACAUGCCCGCUGCGCUUGCUGUGGUUGGCGGCAUGCUUGGGGCCGCUGCCGUUUUCCUUUAA
Messenger RNA from Trichosporon asahii var. asahii CBS 2479, 2490 nucleotides. RefSeq names its product cellulosome anchoring protein, cohesin region. NCBI's taxonomy places the organism in Eukaryota, Fungi, Basidiomycota, Tremellomycetes, Trichosporonales, Trichosporonaceae. The coding region runs from base 1 to 2490 and encodes 829 amino acids. The transcript has 3 exons. The record is from RefSeq and is a predicted model, not a curated record.